Messenger RNA from Aplosporella prunicola CBS 121167, 4296 nucleotides. RefSeq lists its product as uncharacterized. The transcript has 14 exons. Gene Ontology annotation, molecular function: ATP hydrolysis activity; ATP binding; proton-transporting ATPase activity, rotational mechanism. The coding region runs from base 1 to 4296 and encodes 1431 amino acids. Gene Ontology annotation, biological process: proton transmembrane transport; ATP metabolic process. The record is from RefSeq and is a predicted model, not a curated record. Lineage: Eukaryota; Fungi; Ascomycota; Dothideomycetes; Botryosphaeriales; Aplosporellaceae. Gene Ontology annotation, cellular component: fungal-type vacuole membrane; proton-transporting V-type ATPase, V1 domain.
AUGCUUGGCCUCCGUCCCACCCUAAGACCCCGUCCUUCCCUCUUAGACUUGGUGUCCCAGAAGAACAUCGAUUCUCUCUCAGCCCGCCCUUCCACGCCAUCGACAUCGGAGCCCGACGACAACGACAAUCAAUCGUCGUCGCCAGCACCAUUCGAGUACCCACUCCCCGAAUCCCCGCAACUUAAUCGAGUGCGACCGCAUCGCCACUCUCGACCCUCUACCUCCGACAGCAACAACCCUCUCGAGAAGCCCAAGAUGACUUCACGUCAAGAUUUGGAGGCCGGUGAGGAGCAAUAUGCGGAUAGUCCCGUCAUUGUCGCCGAGAACAUGAUCGGAUGUGCUAUGUACGAGCUUGUAUGUGAUGGCAGGUCCGUGUCGGCCACGACAACCUGGUCGGUGAAGUCAUUAGGAUCGAGUCCGAUAAGGCCACCAUUCAGGUCUACGAGGAGACUGCCUCUGUCCGUCGAGCUUGGUCCCGGCCUGAUGGAGACCAUUUACGAUGGUAUCCAGCGUCCUCUCCGCGGUAUCUCCGACGCCUCCAAGUCCAUCUACAUCCCUCGCGGUAUCAACCUUCCUGCGCUCGACCGUACGAUCAAGUGGGACUUCACGCCCGGCAAGCUGAAGGUCGGCGACCACAUCACCGGCGGUGAUGUUUUCGGUAGCGUUUUCGAAAACUCGCUUCUCAACGACCACAAGAUCCUUCUUCCGCCUCGCGCCCGCGGUACGAUCACGCGCAUUGCUGAGAAGGGUAGCUACACCGUGGAUGAGAAGAUUUUGGAGGUUGAGUUCGAGGGCAAGAAGACGGAGUACAGCAUGAUGCACAACUGGCCCGUCCGUGUGCCUAGGCCGACCACCGAGAAGCUGUCAUCCGACUCCCCGCUGGUUGUCGGACAACGUGUGCUGGACGCUCUCUUCCCCAGUGUCCAGGGUGGCACUGUCUGCAUUCCCGGUGCUUUCGGUUGCGGUAAGACCGUCAUUAGUCAAUCGCUGUCCAAGUUCUCCAACAGUGAUAUCAUUGUCUACGUUGGUUGUGGUGAGCGUGGUAACGAGAUGGCUGAAGUCUUGAUGGACUUCCCCGAGCUGUCCAUCGAUGUCGACGGCCGCAAGGAGCCUAUCAUGAAGCGCACGACUCUCAUUGCUAAUACUUCCAACAUGCCUGUCGCUGCCCGUGAAGCCUCCAUCUACACCGGUAUUACCGUCGCCGAGUACUUCCGUGACCAGGGCAAGAACGUCGCUAUGAUGGCUGACUCUUCCUCGCGUUGGGCCGAGGCUCUGCGUGAAAUUUCUGGUCGUCUGGGUGAAAUGCCUGCUGAUCAGGGUUUCCCUGCCUACCUUGGUGCCAAGCUGGCCUCUUUCUACGAGCGUGCUGGCCGUGUUCAGGCGCUGGGUAGCCCCGACCGCAACGGUAGUGUCAGUAUCGUUGGUGCCGUGUCGCCGCCUGGUGGUGAUUUCUCGGACCCCGUUACUAGCGCCACGCUGGGUAUUGUGCAGGUCUUCUGGGGCCUGGACAAGAAGCUUGCUCAGCGCAAGCACUUCCCGUCGGUUAACACGGCGAUGUCGUACUCCAAGUACACCGGCCCUCUGGACAAGUAUUACGCCGAGUUCAACCCCGAAUUCCCUCGCCUGAGGGACCGCAUCAAGGAGCUGCUCUCCACCUCUGAGGAUCUUGAUCAGGUCGUGCAGCUGGUCGGAAAGUCCGCCCUGGGCGACUCCGACAAGAUCACUCUGGAUGUGGCCACGCUCAUCAAGGAAGACUUCCUGCAGCAAAACGGCUACUCGGACUACGACCAGUUCUGCCCGCUGUGGAAGACGGAGUGGAUGAUGAAGUCCAUGAUGGGCUUCCACGACGAGGCGCAAAAGGCCGUUGCUCAGGGCCAGAACUGGGCGAAGAUCAGGGAGGCGACGGCGGAUAUCCAGACGCAGCUGAGGGGCAUGAAGUUCGAGGUGCCCAGCGAGGGCGAGGACGUCAUUACGAAGAAGUACGAGGAGAUGUACCAGAAGAUGCAGGAGAAGUUUGCGUCGUGCAAAGUGUCGCAGAGGCUGGUCUGGUGGAGCGUUCCUGCUGACCGCCCUAGUCCACGCGGCCGCGCUAGCCAUCGCUGGAGAGCAAUGAUGAACGUGCCAGCGAGCAGCGAACAACACAGUACAUCUAUCCACUCCACAACCCCACCGCCUCGCGCUCGACUCUGUGCGCCGCCAACCAUGACGGCGAACCCCACCGCCAUAAACGUCAAUGAUCCGGGCUUGAUUACGCUCGUUAACAAGCUCCAGGAUGUCUUCACCACUGUUGGCGUCCAAAAUCCCAUAGAUUUGCCCCAGAUCGCCGUCGUUGGUUCGCAGUCUAGCGGAAAGAGUUCAGUACUAGAGAACAUAGUUGGCAGAGACUUCUUGCCUCGAGGUACCGGCAUAGUAACGCGUCGCCCCCUGAUCCUCCAACUCAUCAACCGCCCUGCCGCCUCUAAACCGCAAGCCAACGGUGCCAGCGAAGGCAUCGAGACCACGGACAAAGAGUCAAACAUCGACGAGUGGGGCGAGUUCCUUCACGUUCCUGGCGAGAAGUUCUACGACUUCAACAAGAUCAGAGAUGAGAUUGUGCGGGAAACCGAGCAGAAGACAGGUCGCAACGCGGGUAUCUCUCCGGCGCCCAUCAACCUGCGGAUAUACUCGCCCAAUGUCCUUACGCUUACCCUCGUUGAUUUGCCGGGUCUGACCAAGGUGCCCAUUGGAGACCAGCCGCGCGAUAUCGAGAGGCAGAUCAGGGAGAUGGUCUUGAAGCAGAUUAGCAAGCCUAAUGCUAUUAUUUUGGCCGUCACCGCUGCGAACACUGACUUGGCCAACUCGGACGGUCUGAAGCUGGCGCGCGAGGUCGAUCCCGAAGGUCAGCGCACCAUUGGUGUCCUGACUAAGGUCGACCUGAUGGACGAGGGUACCGAUGUCGUGGAUAUUCUGGCUGGUCGUAUCAUUCCUCUGCGACUGGGUUAUGUGCCCGUCGUUAACAGAGGUCAGAGGGAUAUCGAGAACAAGAAGAUGAUUUCUUACGCGCUGGAACACGAGAAGCAAUUCUUCGAGAACCACAAGGCGUACAGGAACAAGAGCGCGUACUGCGGUACGCCUUACCUGGCGCGGAAGCUGAACUUGAUCUUGAUGAUGCACAUCAAGCAGACCCUGCCCGACAUCAAGGCCCGUAUUUCUUCGUCUCUGGCGAAGUAUGGCGCGGAGCUGGCACAAUUGGGCGAUUCCCUUCUCGGGAACGCUUCCAACAUUAUUUUGAACACUAUUACUGAGUUCUCGAACGAAUACCGGUCCGUGCUGGAGGGUAAUAACCAGGAACUCUCGAGCAUCGAACUGUCGGGUGGCGCGCGUAUUAGUUUCGUCUACCACGAGCUUUACUCCAACGGUGUCAAGGCCGUCGACCCCUUUGACCAGGUCAAGGAUAUCGACAUCCGUACCGUCUUGUACAACUCGUCUGGUUCUGCGCCAGCUCUCUUCGUCGGUACGACCGCUUUCGAGCUCAUCGUCAAGCAGCAGAUUAAGAGGCUGGAAGACCCUAGCUUGAGGUGCGUGUCGCUCGUCUACGACGAACUUAUCCGUAUCCUGGGCCAACUACUUUCCAAGCCUAUGUUCAGGAGAUACCCGGCCCUCAAGGAAAAGUUCCACGCGGUUGUUGUUGGCUUCUUCAAGAAGGCGAUGGAGCCAGCCAACAAGCUCGUCAAGGACCUGGUUGCGAUGGAGUCCUGCUACAUCAACACUGGUCACCCCGACUUCAUCAACGGCUCGAGGGCCAUGGCGGUCAUACAUGAACGUCACAACGCCUCGAAGCCUACUCAGGUCGACCCCAAGACCGGCAAGCCUCUUCCCCCUAGCGCCGUGCCUCCGCGCAGCUCUAGCCCGUCGAUCGAAAACGAGAGCAACGGCGGCUUCUUUGGCAGCUUCUUCGCCAGCAAGAACAAGAAGAAGAUGGCAGCCAUGGAGCCGCCGCCGCCGCAGCUCAAGGCCUCGGGCACGCUGUCCGAGAAGGAGGCCCAGGAGGUCGAGGUCAUCAAGCUGCUGAUCACUUCUUACUUCAACAUUGUGCGCAGGACUAUGAUCGACAUGGUGCCCAAGGCCAUCAUGUUGACGCUUGUCACCUUCACGAAGGAAGAAAUGCAGCGCGAGCUGCUCGAGCAGAUGUACCGCCAGGAACAGCUGGAUGAGCUGCUCAAGGAGAGCGAGUACACGGUGCGCCGGCGCAAGGAGUGCCAGCAGAUGGUCGAGUCGCUAUCGCGUGCGAGCGAGAUUGUCAACCAGGUGCAGUGA